GUUAAGACAAAUGAAAGCUCGUGUGCGGGUUCGCUUAUCUCGAAUCGUUAUGUCUUGACUGGUGCAGUUUGUGUUGGGCAAGAAGCCAAUCAAUUUCAUGUUGACGUGGCUGGAUUAACUUUGAACGUAGUUUCAGCGACUCCCCAUCCCGACUUUUCUAAUUUUAUGAACGACAUUGCAUUGCUGAAACUGGAGCGCGAAGUGCCAUUAGACGAUAAUGUCAAGCCGAUUUGCAUUUACGCCAAGAUCGAUUCCCAGAUAGAGAGGGCGGUAGACUCAAAACGUGAUCUGAGGCAGAGUUACCACAAUUUUGAGGCUGACGGUGAAGUGAGUAUCGGUAACGCCAUUCACCAUAAUGUGAAAAGAUGCAAGGACGAGUUUGGUGACGAUCGUGGACAACAUAUCAUCUGCGCUGAACCCACUAAAUCGGAUAUGUACAGGGGUACCGGUGGUGGACCCUUGGAACUCUUGACGAAAGACUCUCAAGCCGUGCAAGUUGGUAUUGUUAGCCUUGGACGGGCUGAUGACACCGGACCUCAGAUUUACACAAAUGUGCUGCACUUUACGGACUGGAUUGUUAAAGAAAUGCGAAAAUAGUUGUUAUCAUUCCCGUUUUUAAGGCAAACCAUCUUAAAAAGAACUAAUAAAACAUUUAAUUCAUUGUUUUAAUCUUUGUGUAGGAGAAUAUAACUUGUACAUAGUUUCUGUCAAUCAUACACUUAUUAAAAAUAUAAGAAAAAUGUAUUGGAAUUCUAAGAUUUAUGCCUACAAGAA
This is a messenger RNA of Drosophila eugracilis, 774 nucleotides long. RefSeq names its product mast cell protease 1A-like. Lineage: Eukaryota; Metazoa; Arthropoda; Insecta; Diptera; Drosophilidae. Gene Ontology annotation, molecular function: serine-type endopeptidase activity. Gene Ontology annotation, biological process: proteolysis. The record is from RefSeq and is a predicted model, not a curated record. The transcript has 4 exons. Bases 166 to 597 code for a protein of 143 amino acids.